Coffea arabica (coffee) is the source of this 519-nucleotide messenger RNA. NCBI's taxonomy places the organism in Eukaryota, Viridiplantae, Streptophyta, Magnoliopsida, Gentianales, Rubiaceae. The record is from RefSeq and is a predicted model, not a curated record.
AUGGUCGUUCAGCUUACUGCUUGCUUAUCUUUUGCUGACUACUUUUCAUCAAUUCCAACCACUCUUGAUUUGUAUUUAUCAGGAAAAAUGAAUUUGCAAAGAUAUGGUAUUGCUCUAGGAAGUGAAGGAGAAAAAAAAUCUAUGUUUUCAGACUUGGACCAGGCAUUGAUUCGGUUGAGCUCAGGGAUUAGGGUCAAUGCAGCACCAAGGAGGAAUGAUGACGACGAUGACGACAGUAGUGAUGAUAGCAGUAGUAGUGAGAGUGACUACUACUACACCACCUCUGAUGAAGAUUUGGAUGAUGAUGAUGAUGGUAGUGACUUAGAGAAUCCAGAUCAUGAUGGUGAUGAGUCAAUUGACAACAUAACAACAAACAACGAGCAUUAUGGGAAUGGUGGUGAUUACAGUGGCAACCUUGAGGAGGAGGAGGAGGCUAUAAAUGAUAUUGGUGAUGAUAGAGAGGGGAACGCAAAUAAUGAAGGGGGCAAUGAGAACAGCAACAACAAUAAUACUAGUUAA